AUUUUACCCUGAUGACGUAGCAUGCAGGCGCGCACGUGACAAAACUGAGGAAGCUCGACUGAAGUCUGAAUAUCAAAAGAGUCUGGUGCUGUGGUUGGUGGCAUGUGGCUUUGUGGGAUCGACGAAAUUUGAGUUUUCGUCUUUCCUGUUUUGACAUUUCUUCCAGUAGAUAUCGGUCUCUCUCUAUCUAAGUGAAGGGCCUAGUUGCCGAGUACCGGUCUAGGAGUGUGAGCUGUGUCACAAGAGCAGGCUCGCAAUAGUCACUGUCUUCAUUCCCCUUUCGCACUUUGUGGUCAAUUGUUUGUUAGCCAUCCUGAAUUUAGGAGGCGUCUGUCGCGUGUAACUUGGGAGGAGGUCGUGCAGCCAGCCCUGAGCGUGCUUUGUGUUGGACGAAACGUCGCAGCGGAGCGUUGAGGGACCAGGCUCGUGGCCACAAGUAUCAACACCGGGCUGCUACAACAGAAGUAACACAAUACUACAGCGAAAACAUGGCCGCAGGACGUCAACGACGACCCUGCAACUGCAGCAAGUCAAUGUGCUUGAAGCUCUACUGUGAGUGCUUUGCACAUGGAGAGUUCUGCGUCAACUGCAAGUGUCAGAACUGUCACAAUAACUUGGAGCAUGAAACCGAGCGCCGAGAAGCAAUACAGGCAUGUCUGGAUCGCAAUCCCUAUGCGUUCCACCCUAAAAUCAGCUCUGGAAGCAGUGGCAAACAGGAGCAUCAUGUAAAAGGCUGUCACUGCCGAAGGUCAAGCUGUCUGAAAAACUACUGCGAAUGCUUUGAGGCGGGAAUACCGUGCUCGCAGCUCUGCAAGUGUUUACAGUGUAAAAACUAUGAGAACAGUCCUGACCGGCAAGCACUGAUGGACUUCACGUUAGCGAGCGGCCAAUCGAAACCGCCCAGCGGCCUUGUGUCUCCUAUAACAACCAGCUCCGCAACGAUGUCUUCCAAGCCUGGUUCAAUGCCACCUCCACCUCCCAUUGUCACAAUGUUUCCACCUCCUCCACCCAGUCCUCAACAGCAAGUUGAUAGCACUUUGAGGCCGCCGAUUUCACCGCAUUUCCAUGACGACGUAGCAGCUGCGGCAUGUCAGUGUCUUCUGCAACGAGCAGAGCUUGUUGAGCAACAGGCAAGCGGUGGCAAUGCGGCCAGCCAGGAUGCACUGGAGCAGGCAGUGCUGGAAGAGGCGCACCUAUGCCUGCAGGCCAUCGCCAUGCGCCAUGCACAACCCUUGCCGCAAUAGCACACCAUUCUCUUCUUGAUGAUCAUAUUCUGGGUAUGCGUGGCAUCCUAAAUGGCUGCAGAAUUGAGCUUGGUGGAAUGCCGUCUUCAACGAACAUGGCAUAUCAGUGAUCUCACAUUGCCCGGCUUUGCACAAUGGUGCAUCACAUCCAGGUUGCGGACGAGCUGGGAAUCAAUGGCGAUGGGCACCUGAUCGCCGGCCGAAGCCACUGUUGGAAAAAAAGGAUUUACAAGCAUGUUGCUAUGCUGUCGCGGCGUGCACCCAUGCAUGCAUGGGUGCAUCUAGGUUUGUGUCACUUGUUGAACUCUGUUUCAAACGUCAUCUCCUCUCAGCAUGACGGACUCUGUGAUUCCACUUAAAAGUGGGCAAAAUAAGCAUAUCCGGGUAGCUGAGACUACCGGUAAUGACUCAGAUCCCAUCCAGCCGUGGACAGGUCACAUCAUGUCAGCAGCAUUGGCGCAAGGCAGGGUUGUUUAGCUGAUUGGAGCCGUUGCUAUGUCAACCUGGUUGCAGAUCUACACGCUUUGUGAAAGAAUCGGGCCAGCAAGAUUACUCGUCGACUGGACACUGUUCACCUGUUGUCAACAGAACUAUGAAAAUGGAUGAGAUUUGAUCUGACAUUACAAAGGCCUCCAUGAUCCACCUCUCUGAUCUAGUAUGAAUACGUCACUGAGUGAAUGUAGCCAUUUUCAACUUCUUCUUCUUCUUCUUCUUCUUCUUCUUUUGUUCUGCCCUCAUCCUCCUGUGUUUUUAACCCUGUCGUUUUCUUUGUCGUGUCUGUGUGUCAAGUACAGUUUUACACUCUUUAUUACUGCUGCAAAGUACAUUGUGCUGUGUUUGUGUGCUUGUCGUUUGCUGUAUGGCCACUACUACUUUUUAGUUGAAUUCAUGCAGCCAUCAACAGUACUACUAUUCAAUCGUCAAUUAUGAGCUGAGAUGAUGUCUGGGACCUCAUCGUCGUCCUCUUCCUCCUCCUCCUCCUCCUCCUCCUUCUUCUU
Sycon ciliatum is the source of this 2242-nucleotide messenger RNA. RefSeq names its product protein lin-54 homolog. Bases 489 to 1244 code for a protein of 251 amino acids. The transcript has 9 exons. Gene Ontology annotation, cellular component: nucleus. The record is from RefSeq and is a predicted model, not a curated record. Lineage: Eukaryota; Metazoa; Porifera; Calcarea; Leucosolenida; Sycettidae. Gene Ontology annotation, biological process: regulation of DNA-templated transcription.